Molecule: messenger RNA, 339 nt
Organism: Phycomyces blakesleeanus NRRL 1555(-)
Lineage: Eukaryota; Fungi; Mucoromycota; Mucoromycetes; Mucorales; Phycomycetaceae
Exons: 1
Coding region: 1-339 (112 amino acids)
Source: RefSeq, a predicted model, not a curated record
AUGACUAGAUUCAAUGCUGGGCAAGUAUCUCUUAUUCCAAGAAUAAAGCUUAAUCCAUCUGAAUCAAAUAGUGAAAUUGAAUUCCAGCGGUUCCAGUUUCCAGUUUAUUUUGCAUUUGCAAUGACAAUAAACAAGUCACAAGGUCAAACUCUUGAGAGCAUUAGAUUAUAUCCCUCUGCCACAGUAUUCUCCCAUGGCCAGCUGUAUGUUACUUUAUCCCGGGUCAGAAAACCUUCUACAAUCAAGAUAGUGCUUAAUACAUCAGCAAAUUUCAAUGAAAUAGCAAAUACUGUAUUUGCAGACAAUGUUGUAUUUAAGAAAGUCUUUGACAUUAAGUAA